CUCAUUAAUAAUGUUCUACUUGUAAUGUUAACGCUUCAUUCCCAUGCAUUGAACUAGUUGUGACUUGUGAGGCACAUAACCAUGAGCACUAUGGAACACCACCCAUUGCUACUAGGGCUUGACUCAAACUCACACAUUGCAAAUUUGUCAUCAGAUGCUAUAGAAGAAUUCUUGGAACAUAGGCCUAUUGGGUUGAGAUGGUGGCUUAAACUUGUUGCUUGGGAGUCAAGGCUCCUAUGGAUCCUAUCUGGGGCUUCUAUUGUUGUGUAUCUUUUCAAUUUUAUGCUAAGCUUUGUGACAUUGAUGUUUAGUGGACAUUUGGGAUCUCUAGAGCUUGCUGGUGCAUCCAUAGCUAAUGUUGGAAUUCAGGGUCUUGCUUAUGGCAUUAUGUUGGGAAUGGCAAGUGCAGUUCAAACUGUGUGUGGACAAGCUUAUGGUGCCAAAAAACAUGCAGCAAUGUGCAUUACAUUGCAAAGAGCAAUCAUCUUACAUUUUGGUGCAGCAGUGUUUCUCACAUUUCUCUAUUGGUUCUCUGGGGAUUUUCUAAAAGCCAUAGGACAGACAGAGAGCAUAGCUGAGCAAGGCCAAGUGUUUGCUCGCGGACUUAUUCUUCAACUCUAUGCGUUCGCAUUGAGCUGUCCAAUGCAGAGGUUUCUCCAAGCACAGAACAUUGUUAAUCCUCUGGCAUAUAUGGCAGUUGGAGUAUUUCUUCUGCAUGUACUUCUUAGCUGGCUAGUUGUUUAUGUUUUAGGCUAUGGCCUUCUUGGUGCAGCCCUCACUCUAAGCUUUUCUUGGUGGAUUCUUGUCUUGUUAAAUGGAUUGUACAUCAUUCUUAGCCCAAGAUGCAAGGAAACUUGGACUGGCUUCACUAUGAAAGCCUUCAUAGGAAUUUGGCCUUACUUCAAGCUCACAGUUGCUUCUGCUGUGAUGUUAUGUUUGGAGAUAUGGUACAGUCAAGGACUAGUGCUUAUAUCAGGGCUGCUCUCCAAUCCAACAGUGGCACUGGAUUCUAUUUCCAUUUGCAUGAAUUACUUAAACUGGGAUAUGCAAGUUAUGUUGGGGCUUGGUGCAGCAGCCAGUGUGCGAAUUAGCAAUGAAUUAGGAGCAGCUCAUCCAAGAGUAGCAAAAUUUUCCGUCUUCAUAGUGAAUGGAAAUAGCAUCCUCAUUAGCGUAGUUCUCUCCGCUAUUAUUUUGAUAUUCCGGGUCGCUUUGAGCAACCUUUUCACUUCUGACUCUGAAGUCAUUGAAGCUGUAUCUGACUUGACUCCAUUGCUUGCCAUCUCUGUCCUAUUAAAUGGCAUUCAGCCUAUACUGUCAGGGGUUGCAAUUGGAAGUGGAUGGCAAGCUUUGGUUGCUUAUGUAAACUUAGCUUGUUACUAUGUUAUUGGUCUUACUGUUGGAUGUGUUCUUGGCUUUAAAACUUCUUUAGAAGUAGUUGGCAUCUGGUGGGGAAUGAUCCUUGGAGUUUUUAUCCAGACUGUUACAUUAAUAAUUCUAACUGCAAGAACAAAUUGGAAUGCAGAGGUUGAAAAAGCAAUUGUUCGUGUCAGGAGAUCUGCUGAAGAUGAGACCUUGGAUCAACUGGUUUCCAACGUAUAGGACAUUUAUUACUGUAACUUUUCUUUUCUAGGAAUGGAAGCAGAACACUUUUAGCAGCAGAUUAGUCUUGUUUUUGGACUAUAAGGGAUUGUUGUUGGGUUUGUUCUGUAUGUUCACAUAAUUUUAAGAAUCAAGCAAAGAAAGUCAAUUUUCUCUGUUAUAAGUGAGCUAAAUAAAACCAAAGCCAGAUGAAUCUAACUAAGGUUUGACUUU
Cicer arietinum (chickpea) is the source of this 1812-nucleotide messenger RNA. RefSeq names its product protein DETOXIFICATION 41. Gene Ontology annotation, biological process: xenobiotic detoxification by transmembrane export across the plasma membrane. Lineage: Eukaryota; Viridiplantae; Streptophyta; Magnoliopsida; Fabales; Fabaceae. Gene Ontology annotation, cellular component: membrane. Gene Ontology annotation, molecular function: antiporter activity; xenobiotic transmembrane transporter activity. The record is from RefSeq and is a predicted model, not a curated record.